UAUUAAUCACUGCCAGGUGCUAGAGAGGACGUGUAGCCAGAUAUAAGGAUUUAUAGUACAAUUAAAUUUAAGAGCAUCCUAAAUCCUUCUAAUUCUGAGAAUUUAGUGACAAAAUUGAAAACGAUUUAUUGCUUCUCACCAUUUUCCUCAUAAUCUGCUGACUGUCAUUUUCUCUUUUUACCCUCAUCUAUCGACAAUUUGUGCCGACGUGUUUUUAUUUAAAUUGGUGACUGCUCAACUUCUGUACAAAGUCUCCAAAAAACGCAGCUGAUGACUUUCCAGGAAGUAAAAGCUCAUCCUCACCACUCAGCUUUGGGGCAUACAUACGAUUAGUCAUUGUUUUUAAAUCGACAAAGAGGAAAUGAGCACCCACUCGGGUUAUUACCCCACUGGAGCAAAAACCUUUCAAGCCUUAGCUGCUUGAUGUGUGAAAACUUGUCAGAAAUAAUCAGAAGAGGCCUUAGAGGGGCUUCACUAAAAUACUCCUGAAUGAUGCUUCAAUCCCUUUAAUCUACAGACUCAUUACUCUUUGGCCAGCUCCAUCGUAUCACAUCGUAACUGAUGUCUCUCUGUCUUUCUCCUAAACAGGCGUACUCGUUAAGAUGUUUGUACAUUUCAUCAUUUGUAUCUUGUUUCCUACUUCCAUCUAGUCAGCCAUGGAAGUUUGUUAUCUUAUAUUUUUGGACAAUUAUGCUUACAACUUUACUUUGUAGGCAAAAAAAAAAACAAACUGUGGAAACAGGCUGCCAGUGUUUUGACUCUGAAGGAGCUCUGACAUUUAAGAAAAAAGCCUUGAUGAUGAGGUUUUGCGGGUGAUGCAAGCCUGGUUCCACACCUCAGAAAGGUUCUGCUCUUUAACCACUUCUGUUCUGGAGACAUGGAAGGCCAUGUAGGUGCCAUGUAUGUCAAGAAAAACAAUUUGGGAGAUCUGAUUGCUUUUAUUUUCUUCUUCCCUGCAACCUUUUAGUGUUUUUAAUAUUUAUUUGUGUCCAGCAAAGUUACAUGAGCCAACUGAUGUCAUAACAUAGGAGAUUUUGAACCUCUUUAUGGGAAAAUACAAAGUGUUCAAAUGUUGGGUUGUAAGCCAAAAGAGAGCAGUUUAGUUGUUUAUGGAAAAGCGCCGCCACAUGCGUCCCAAAGUUGUGAACUGAGCUCAUUUACAGGAACAAUUGUAGACCUUAAGUGUCAUUAAUGUGGACAUCCUGUAGCUACAUUGCUAUAGCUACCUCACUACACCCCUGAACCAUCAACUCCUAAGCUGAUUUUUCUUGGAUUAAAUGCAAAAUAAUUUAACUGUCACUGAAACGAUGUUAGUGGAGCAGUUAAGUUACCUUAUAACAAAUCUGUUCUCUAGACCACAAGGUCGGGCUGAGUGAUUUCAGGGAAAAACAGCCUUUCAGUCUCAUGCUAAGUGCUGGAGCUGCAUUUCAGGGUCCAUUUUGGAGACUAGAAUUCAGCAUAUCUGAGGCCGUGCUGCUUUGAUCGUUACGGUUUUGCAGCACUAAAUUACUCGAGUACCCGGUUAGUACAGUGUCCACAUACUUGCUGCACCGCAACAGAAUUUUGAGUGCUUGUUAAAGACUUGAGCUUUCUUUGCAUUUUGCUACUAAUUCUUCUGUACUUCCACUUCAGAGCCAGCUCUUUCCUGCAUCACCAGCAUAUUUGCGGUCAGAUGUUUCCCUCUGAGUCUACAGGAGUAAAAUGUCCAGCAGAGACCUUUGUGACGUGACCUGGCCGAAUGUUUACCCCUCACACCCAGCUAUGUGGCCGGAGCAGUCUUGGAGUGGGUGUUCCCUGUGAUGAUGUGCUCACAAAGUCCGCACUGUCCAGACAGUCCUGUGCACACCUAGUCCCACCCCUUCUCUCACCCCCUCAGCCGGCUACCUUUCCUCCCUUCCCUGCACUCCUCUGUACUCUUCUCCUGCUCCCCUCGCAGGGUCAGUCGCUCAGUCCAAGUCGCCGCUCGAGGACUUUUGGAGACGCUCAUCCUUCGCAGCCACGAUGGUUCGCAGCAGCUGCAUCUGCACAGUCGUCCCGCUUGUCCUGUUCAGCCUCUUGGUGGCCUUUGUGCACACAGAGACACUCGCCGACCCUGCCUCGACAUCUCGGGACAACCAGGACACCAUGUCUGGAGAGCCGCCCAGCGACGUCACCACCAGAGUGCCCUUCCAGGAUGUGUCGGAGCAGUCCGUCACCUACGACUACGAGGACGCCACACUCUCCCACCCUUUGGACGAGGAAGGCGUUCUGGGGCCUGGAGCCAUCACAGCCAUAGUUAUAGCAGUGUUCCUGGGAGCGUCGGUCCUCCUCGCCCUCAUCGUCAUCACACUCAGAAAAUUCACCGCCUCCUAGAGCGAAUACAUCCCGUUUUUUGUGUAUGCAUGUGUGUGCGUUUGUACAGCGUGAGUGUCUGCAUGUUACUGUUUGUCUUCAGCCGCUCAUAUAAAUCCAUCAGCUCUGAACUCACCCCUUUUGUUUCUUUCGCAGCUGUCUUUUGCUUUGCUGUAGAUGCUGAACACUGUGGCAGGUCCCUUAACUGACUAUUUACAGAUUUACUCCUGUAAACUCUCAAAUUGUUGCUCUACAUGCCCACUCGUUAGAAACUGGCUGGCUCUUCCAGUGCAAUUGUAGCCAUUUGACUUUUGUUCUGCUUUACAUGUUCCUUUUUCAAUGUCUUCCGUGCACGCUUUGAUUUUGCUUGUGGGCCUUUUGUUUUUUUAGAAUUUUUUUUCUUCUCUUCCUAAUGUGUUUUUUCUUCCAUUCAUCUGUGUCUAGUCAAGAAAUCUGAUUUUAAUGUUCCUACACAUCAACUUUUUAUUCAUGUCCAAAUACUCUCUAAAAUAUUUCCUUGGUGUCACCGUGUACAAGUUUGUAUUACGCCAUUAACAAACAUUUGUAGAGUAAAAAUAAGAAGAGAACAUUUUUAUAAAAGGCUUCUUCAAUGAAUGAAUGUAAACAGUAGGAAGGUUAUUUGUACCUGCAGACCAAACAUGAAGUUAGAGCUUGGAUGAAUGUGUGUUUGCACUCAAUUCAAUUUUUUUAGUAACAUUUUUUGUUUUGUUUGGAAGUUAUUUUUUCUGCAAGAGAAAAAUGAUUUUAGUAGAAUUAUUUUGUCUUUUUUCUCUAUGCCCCAGAGUCUUCAGCCAUACAGCUGCAUGUUGCCAUCGUAAAGUGAUUUGCCCAAUUUAAGCUGAACAAAUAAAUAAAUCAGAUGUCAAAUA
Molecule: messenger RNA, 3221 nt
Organism: Acanthochromis polyacanthus (spiny chromis)
Lineage: Eukaryota; Metazoa; Chordata; Actinopteri; Pomacentridae
Gene: snorc
Product: secondary ossification center associated regulator of chondrocyte maturation
Exons: 3
Coding region: 2002-2352 (116 amino acids)
Biological process (GO): cartilage development
Source: RefSeq, a predicted model, not a curated record